Messenger RNA from Beta vulgaris subsp. vulgaris (sugar beet), 2592 nucleotides. Its product is annotated as S-linalool synthase. The record is from RefSeq and is a predicted model, not a curated record. The coding region runs from base 70 to 2592 and encodes 840 amino acids. The transcript is spliced from 12 exons. Gene Ontology annotation, molecular function: magnesium ion binding; terpene synthase activity. Gene Ontology annotation, biological process: diterpenoid biosynthetic process. Lineage: Eukaryota; Viridiplantae; Streptophyta; Magnoliopsida; Caryophyllales; Amaranthaceae.
AAGAAUUAAUUAAUAAUCCAAAAUUGUUCUUGAGAAGAAUAUUGAUCUUUCCACAUUAAGUUCUGAAAAAUGCACAUCUCCUCUGAUGAUGCUCUAGUGAAGAAGAUAAUAGAAAUGAUGCUCGUACGAGCUAUCGAUAAUCCUUGCUCCAUUAUCUCUCCUUCUGCUUAUGAUACUGCAUGGGUAGCCAUGAUAGGCUAUCCAAAAGAUAAAUAUGAGCAACCAAUGUUUAGGCGUUGUUUACAGUGGAUUCUGAACAACCAAAACUCUGAAGGGUUUUGGGGAGAGAGAGAUUGCAAUGGAAAUCCUACCAUUGAUUCUCUUCCUGCAACCUUGGCUUGCAUGGUUGCAUUAAAGACGUGGAGUUUGGGCCAUGAGCACAUUGAGAAAGGAAUGACAUUUAUAACUGCAAAUUCAAUGAAGCUUCUUGAGCGCAAAGACGCACAAAAGAAGUACCCUCGUUGGUUUGCUAUAGUUUUUCCAGGAAUGGUUGAACUUGCACGACGUACAGGCCUGGAUGUCACGUUUGACGACAAUGUAGAAGAAGCUGUUGCCCAUGUCAUUCACCAACGCCAGGAUAUACUGAAAACGGAAGAAUUGGUGGAGAAGUAUCGUUAUCCUCCAUUGCUAUCAUGUUUGGAAGCACUGCCUCCCAAUCUAAUGGUUAAUAAUGAAGCUACACUCAGUAAUUUGAGUGGUAAUGGUUCCUUGUUCCGGUCACCCUCAGCCACUGCUGCCGCAUUUAUGGCCACCCGAAACAAUAAAAUGUUGGCCUACCUGUGUUCUCUCGUGCGGAGUGGUAAUGGCGGAGCCGUUCCUCCAAUGUAUCCCAUCGAUCAGAACUACAUGAACAUGCAUAUGGUCAAUCAACUGCAAAGACUGGGGAUGUCAAAGCAUCUCCCUAAUCAGGUUAUUAGUGAAAUAUUAGAACACAUCCACAGGGAAUAUAAUGUAGAAGAUCCAUCACAAACAUGCAACUUAAUACCAGAAAUUAUUUACAAGAGCUCCUUAGCUUUUCAACUUCUUCGGCUACAAGGAUAUAAAGUUUCUCCAAGGAGCUUUUGUUGGUUUCUUAGUGAUGAAUAUGCUCUUAAACAUAUUGAAGAAAACUAUGAGAAGUUUGCAAGCACGCUUUACAAUCUUUAUGGAGCGACAAAUCUUAUGUUCAAAUCAGAGGUAGAGCUGCAAAAAUUGCGAUCAUUUACAAGAACAUUGCUUGCAAAAUCAACUCUGAGUCAAGAUAUAGAUGAAGAUUGUAUAAUGUUGUCGCCACAUCUUCAAGAGAAGAUUAAGUAUGAACUUGCUAUUCCUUGGCUGGCCAGAAUGGAUCAUUUGGAGCACCGAAAUCAGAUUGAAGCUGCAACCAAAGAGAGCCCUCUUUGGUUAGGAAAAUGCUCAUACUUUAGAAUCUCAUGUCUAGAUGAUGAGGAUUUGAUUCAACUUGCAAAAGAAAACUAUGAGCUUCGACAAAAGGUUUACGAGAAAGAAUUGGAGGAGCUCACAAGGUGGGCUAAGAUAUGUGGUCUUAUGGACAUGGGGUUUGCUCGAGAGAAAACUACAUAUUGCUACUUUGCCAUUGCAGCCUCAACAACAUCGAUUCCUUGUGACUCUGAUGUUCGAUUAAUUGUCGCGAAAAGUGCUGUGCUUAUAACCAUUUUCGAUGACUAUUUUGACAUGGAGGGCUCACUUGAUGAACUAAAAAUGCUUGCAGAAGCCGUACAAAGUUGGAAUAACAAAGGCUUGAAGAAUCCUAGCAAGAUCCUUUUCGAUGCACUGGAUAAUUUUGUGAGGGAGAUCGCGCAAAAGUACUUUGAUCAAAAUGGAAUCGACAUAACUCAAUAUAUUCGGAAUAUAUGGAAGGAAGUGAUUGCUUCGUGGCUAACGGAAGCAAGAUGGAGCAAAACAGGGGAAAUUCCUUCAAUUGCUUCUUACAUGGAAACUGGAUCGAUAUCGAUAGCUGCACAUUUAAUCGUUCUUCAAGCUUCAUGCUUUCUAACACCGAGCUUACCUCCUCACAAACUUAAUCCUUCUAAUUAUGAAGAUAUCACUCAACUUCUCAUGAUUUCUUGUCGUUUAUUGAAUGACCUACAAAGCUAUGAGAAAGAGGUUAAGGAUGGCAAGAUCAACUCAAUAUAUCUGUACAUGAGAGAAAAUCCAUCUGCUAAAAUAGAAGAUGCAAUCGGUUACGUCGAAAAUUUACUUCAAGAAACCAAGAUGAAGCUACUUGAGCAUGCAUUGAUGGAUGACUAUGAUGCUGAAUUACCGAAGCCCUGCAAAAUGCUCCAUCUAACCGCACUGAAAGUGUUCCAAAUGUUCUUUAACUCGGGAAACCAUUUCGACUCGAAGGAUUCGCUACUUGAUGACAUCAACAAGGCUAUAUUUCUUCCAUUAGAACCUCUUAAGUCCCCAUCACCGAACUCUCACCCAAAGAAAAUUCUUAAAGUGAACAAUUUACUUGACAAAAUUAGCAUGAAAUACCAUUGGAGGAGGCUACAGUUAAGGAUCCAUUGUGUACCUUUUGUCACCGGAUCAUUAGGAGGUCUUCAAGUUCAGAUGAAAGUUUCACCAAAUUUGAAAUCAUUAGCAAACUGA